AUCACUAAAACCUACCCAGUCAACAAUCACAGAAAGCAAGUUACUGACAUACGCUCAGACACACUACUAAAAUAUACAAACCUGGCUACAGUUACUUAACACAUAAGCCCGUCUCCUAUGAUGAUUGGCUCUAUAACAAUGUCUCGGGUUCGAAACCAGAAUGAACGUAACACGUGUCUUCAUGGAUCGGAGCGCAUGCAACCGCGUUUUCCUGUUUAGCUUCUGAGCGCAUCAAGAAAAGAACCUGUUCAACACCCCGUCUCAGUGGAUUUUUAUUAUUUUUAAUGUGUUUCUAAAUUACAGUAAAUAUUGCUGGUUUUAUUUUUGUAAAGCAUGGAUUAAUUUAUGGAAAUAAGACUUCCUAAUAUGUCGUACAUGUGCGUGAGUGGAUUUCAUUUUUUAUGACAGUACAAAAAGGCAAUUGGCUUGCAACGACAACAUUCAACCCUCCCGGAGUCCAGUGCCCAACCCCUGUGGUUAUUGCUGUUGGGCUCCUGCUAAUCAUUUGAGAGACGGUCCCGGGCAACACUCCUGUCAGCACCUUCCCUGUUGUGUAUGUUUGAGGCUCACUGGUAGAGGGGCGGCGUCCGCAUGUGUAGCGAUGCGUGCAGAGAGGAGGCCUCUGCCCUGCUACCAAACUCUGACGGUGACCUUUGCCUUGCCAACGGCCCCACCAUGCCGACUAAUGUCUCCCUGGUGUACAUCAGCCUGGAGCUGGUCAUAGCCUGCCUGGCCGUGACCGGUAACAUGCUGGUCUGCUGGGCCGUGUGCCUCAACAGCAACCUGCAGAGCAUCACAAACUUCUUUGUGGUGUCACUGGCGGUGGCGGAUAUUGCCGUGGGCCUGCUGGCCAUCCCUUUCGCCGUCACCAUCAGCAUAGGGUUCUGCGCCAACUUCUACGGAUGCCUGUUCAUCGCCUGCUUUGUGCUGGUGCUCACCCAGAGCUCCAUCUUCAGCCUGCUGGCCAUAGCCGUGGACCGCUACAUCGCCAUCAAGAGUCCCCUCAGGUAUAACAGCCUCGUGACAGCCAGGAGGGCCAAGGGCAUCAUCGCUGUGUGCUGGGUCCUCUCUGUGGUCAUCGGCCUCACGCCAAUGCUGGGCUGGAACAGGGGAGUCAAUGCAACCAACAGCAGCAGCUGCCCCGUGGGGAUGACAGAGUGCCUGUUCGAGGGUGUGGUCACCCUGGGCUACAUGGUCUACUUCAACUUUUUCGGCUGUGUGCUGGUGCCCCUGCUAGCCAUGCUGGCCAUCUACGCCCGCAUCUUCAUGGCGGCACGGCGACAGCUGAGACUGAUGGACCUGAAGCUGUUUCAAGUGCAUGCCCCCGGGGUGGGCACCUCGUCCACCCGCUCCACCCUGCAGAAGGAGGUCCACGCGGCCAAGUCCCUGGCCAUCAUUGUGGGGCUGUUUGCUUUCUGCUGGCUGCCCCUGCACGUCAUCAACUGCUUCAACCUUUUUUGCCAGGAUUGUGGGCGCCCACACAUUUGGGUGAUGAACAUCUCCAUCAUCCUGUCCCACGCCAACUCUGUGGUCAACCCCUUUAUCUAUGCGUAUCGCAUUCGGGAGUUCCGCCACACCUUCCGCAGGAUUCUGCGCCAGCACGUGCUGGGCCAACCGGAGGGGGCUGGGGUCGGGCAUGGCAGAGGGGUGGAUGGCAGCAGCAGUGUGUACACCUCCACUCGUAUCAGCAUGGUGGAAGGCUCAUGCGGCACCAUGGUGAACAGCUACGUCCUGGAGCCCAGCCUCCAACUCAGCCCCCCUGGUACUCCCAUAAAGACCCAUAAUGCCUCCUGCCAGUGGCAGCCACCACAGUUAGACCCUGCACCAAUCAGCUACAUCCGCAACGGACAUGGCAGAGAGGGUUCCCCGCUGUCCUCCAAGCGGCAGCGGUGCAUUAUGGGUUGUGCAGUCCAGAGUGGAGAUGAGACUAAGAACUGUGGGGGAACUACAGAGGUGACAGAGGUGAAUGACAGUGGGAACAGCUUUGGUGCGCCCGUCAGGCAUCUGCCACUCACACAGACCAUCUCAAACUGCUCAGUAGAACUGACGGAGGUAUCAUGACACAGUUCUCCCCAUGAUGAAGAAGUUACUGCUACUCCAAUGUACAUCAACUAGGAGAAACAUGGUCCAUAAGCCCAUGAAAUAAAUUCUAACUAGAUCUUGGACUGCUCUGACUUAGCUUGAGGAGCUUGGAAGGGCAACACCAACUGGUAUUAAUUUACUCCCAGGCACUAAGCUUUUAUCUGUCUUAUUUCAUCUACUGUUUUUGUUUAAGUCUGUAGACAUUUUUUAUAUAUAUAUUGCUUCUGACGCUUUUUACUGUGGAGUAAUAGUCUUUUAGUAUUGAAAGAUGGACCACAUUAGAAAUGAAAAGACCGGUAUACUGAACGCCUAUUGUAUGACUUCUAAAAUGUGUUUUCUGUUGUGAUGUUUUCAAAUGCAAGUCACCGGGGGGGAACUGAACAGAUUUUAUACUGUUGAUUAUCACUUUGUGGUUGAAAGUGAGUCCUGGUUCUGAAUCGGGAGUAUAAGAUUGAGCAAAUCACUGUGAUAAAAAUCUAAAAGUCUAGUAUUAUUUAUUGAAAGCUACUUCAGAAGACUGCAUCUGAUUGGAAAAUAAAUUGCAGCUUCCUGUGACUGCACACUCAUAGCAGAAGUAAAUAGAAAAUAUAUAUGCAACAUGCAACAAUUUCAAAAUGUCUGAGUUUCAGUUCACAUAAAGAAAUCAGUCAAUUAAGAUGAUAUCAUUAGGCCCUAAUCCAUGGAUUUCACAUGAUAUUUGCGGGAACUGGAAAACACUACCAUGUACAUCAAUCCACAGGUUCCCAAACAGAUGUUUAGCUUCUAGGAAUUGUGUACUGAUCCUUGCAACAUGGAUGCAAUUGUGUUCUUAAUAUGUAGCUUUGGCCUGCCCAUAGCAAAACCCCACCUCCACAAGGCACUCACAAACCGCUCUUAUACACCUUGUCCUACACACUCUCGGCCAUAUGCCCUGUACAGUCGACACCAGUAUUCAUUUUUGUAGAGCACGCUUCUCCAGCACUAAGGGCCAUCAAAGGGAAGCAUUUGCCCAAUGAAGUUGGUUAUGAUGCAGAACCUCAGUCAGGUCAAGACCCGGGUGAGGAAGACAAGCAUGCAGAUGAGCUUCCAUUAGAUGUUUUCUGAUAGUUUGUGCAGAUGUUCUUCAGUUGUGCAAGCACAGUUUCAUUACACAUGGUCUCGGUCACAAUUAGUCUUGCAUAUCAUUAAGCCAGAUAUACUUGGCAUAUCUAGUGAACAUGAUAAGGUUUAUAAUGUCAACAAAUCACCAGUCACUCAUCACAAAUCUUUUGAUUAUAUGAUCAGUCUUACUGUAAUUCCACAGCCAGAUCCCAGUACCUGCAUUACCAACAAGCCAAAACAAAUAAACACGCAGGAUUUAAUGUCACUGUUGAAAUGAGCUCACCGACAGUGUGGCUGUGUUUACAGUUAUUGCUGACGCCAGUUGUUGGGCCUAAUGUAAUGGAAAUCAGAUGAUGACUUUUAUUACACCAUAAUGCUUUCCCUUUCCUCAUUAAAACACCACUGUGGGAAAGACCCACAUUAGCUGUGCUUUCUCCCUUGAGUCUUUGUGUGAUGUGGAGGAAGAGUUCUCCAUUAAGUGCUCACAGGUUAGUUUGUGUGGGCAUGUAUUAUAUGCGUUUACCCUCCGUAAAAAUGAUGUAUUGAAUCUACUGUCGAUCAUAUGUUGACGGUAACAUCAUGCUGUGAAUGGAAAUGGAGAGUGGACUUUGGCAAAUUACUCUUAAAAGGGUUUUGUUAUGUGUUACUGUGAUAAACCAGAGGGAAAUCUGGGUGGGGAAAUCCUGUCAUUUCUGCCCCAUCAUAAAAUCCCCCCCUGUAAAAGCCCUAAUAAAACACUUUGGUGUGCUUUUGACUUCUAAAUGACAUAAUGUGUUGUUGAUUAAGCCUGGUAAAAGAAAGACGUUUCAGGUGGAGGCCUUUCCUGCAAUAAAACACCUGCUCAAUUAGGUUACAUUUACAUUGACUAAUAUCAUUAUACAAUAGCAGCAUACAACUUUUCUCUGGUGAGUACCAUUAUACAAUAUACAAAGGAUUAUUGGGACAACAUUCCUAAACAUCACUAUCAUAUUUGUAAACAUGCCAUAACAAGCCAAUAUCUCUGCACCAUUCUCCAUACUGUCAUAAGCUAUUGCUUUGUUGCUGCUAAGUCUGUAAGUACAGGCAGAGACAUACCGUGUGGCUCUGGUCUCAAGGUUACAACUAAAUUAUUGAACAUUAAGGGACCCUGACAGGUUUUUUUGAAACGUGAAUAAGCUUUUAGUCCAAAGCUGAAAUACGGCAUCUAAUGAGUUUAUGGAAAUCCUCAAUAGGUGUUCUCUAAAAUGUACCUGCUUUUUUCAUAUAAGAAGAUUGCUUAUAAGCGUGAGUAAUAUUACCUUUCUGAUACUGCUUAUUCUUAGGUUGUAUAUAUGUAUUGCAAAAUCCUGUAAUUUUUUUAGCUGGAAUGCAAUGUCUGUAUCAUGUAUAAUUGACUGUAUUAAGAAAAUACACCAAGUCACUGGAUAACAGCUUUUACUAAAUGACUAAAAUGUACCAUGUAAUGAUAUUUAUAAAACUGUAAACAUUUCAUUAUUUAAAAAUGUAUGCCAUUAAUGUGUCAUUUGUACAGUCCUUUUAUGUAGUUGUAUGUUACAUUUCAAUGUAUAAAUCCUAGCAGUACCUCUUUCCUUGAGAGAGCGGUGGCUAAACAGCAAAAGAAAAUGUUAUACAUUUUUUUUUAUCUACAUCAAAUUAUAGAUUUUAAUUUACGAUGUUGGCCAUUGAACAACCAUGCCAUGAUUAGAUAGUGAAAAAAAUUCACUAUUUUGUAAGUUCUUUACACAAUAAAAGCAA
This is a messenger RNA of Esox lucius (northern pike), 4896 nucleotides long. It is a transcript of the gene adora2ab, whose product is annotated as adenosine A2a receptor b. Lineage: Eukaryota; Metazoa; Chordata; Actinopteri; Esociformes; Esocidae. The record is from RefSeq and is a predicted model, not a curated record. The coding region runs from base 592 to 2061 and encodes 489 amino acids. Gene Ontology annotation, cellular component: membrane. Gene Ontology annotation, molecular function: G protein-coupled adenosine receptor activity. Gene Ontology annotation, biological process: adenylate cyclase-activating G protein-coupled receptor signaling pathway; G protein-coupled adenosine receptor signaling pathway. The transcript is spliced from 3 exons.